AUGAAGGAGUCCAACAGAGCCGUCGAACUAUCGGCCAUCGUCAAAGAAGUCGAGAGCACGAGUGAAUCAGCUAAACCGGAAAUCAUUCCUGAACAGAUUGCUGCCAAUGAGCCUGUGAUUGAAACUGAGCCUGCAGAUGCGACUCUUUUAAUCGCGUCGGUGGAAAAUAAGUCAACUGUAAACGAGCCUGCAGAUUCCGAGAAGCCAUCGGAGACGGUCACCGCAGUUGAGAGCAUCAGAGAGGGCGGCCACCUGGAUUCAGUUCUUGAACAGAGUCCUGUUCAUGAGACGAAGACUGAAGCGAGUACUGCAAUCGAAGCUUCUCCAACAGCAGCGACAGCAGUGCCACCAGUCGUGAAAACAACAAAUAAUGCGAUCGAGCCACCAGUCACAUCAGAUGCUGCUCAGAACGAGAUCGGAGUGGAAAAACAGGAUCGGGUUGCAGAAGACGGUGCAAAUGAAAUUCUUGGGGCUGAAACAGGGAUACGUUCGGCAGAUCCUCAGACGACAGAAAUCGAAGAGCAGGUUCCUCAAGGGGGCAUUGCGUUGCCGGAAGGAAAUAGUACUACGAUACCAACCGCAACAGAAUCCCCAUUGCCAUCCGGCGUGGAGAGCCCUGACGGGGUGAAAAAGGCGAGUGUUUCUAGUAUUUUAACCCGGACGGAUGCGGAAACACAGGAAGGAAUGUCAUCUGCAGAAGUCAUGACGGAUGCGAAAACACAGGAAGGAAUGUCAUCUGCAGAAGUCAUGACUGAGAAAGCAUUGCAGUUAGAUUCUCAAGCCACUCCUGACCCAAGUCCGACGUCUCAACCGUUGGAACCCGUUGAGAUAUCGCAAGGCGCGACUCAACUUUCGAAAGAUGCCUUACGUUCGGACGUUGAAACGCAAGAACCACCAGCGGUAGAAGUAUCAGAAGAUCCGGGAAGCGCUCUGCGAGUCCCUGGAGGACAAGCAGUACAUCAGGAUAGCGGCACCACUGUUGAAUCACUGCCGCAACCGGCAAGCUCCGAGCCCAAGGUGAAGGAGGAGAACACUGUUGGAGUUGAGUCUGCUGUGACAGUACGUUCUGCUCCAGUGAAGACGGAAAUAUCUCAAAAUGCCGCGUCUCCGCAACAAGCAGGAUCUUCACCGAUUGUCAAUGCACCUCUGCAGGGUACUAGUUUGCCAAACACGCAGAAUGUUGAUAUCGAGAAACUGGUCUCAGACUCGGAGGCGAAAGUACCAUCUGAACAGUUGCAGCCUACCGAGAGAACGCGAAGUAAUCAGCCCAGUUCCCCGACUUUGCGGCGGUUAGCGGGUCCUGUUCACUCCCCAGUUCCGUCUCAAACGCCGAUAAUUGCACCGGCCGCUCCUGUGGUGCGUCGUCUGGCCGGCCCUGUCCAUGCCGCCGUACCAGUUACACCUCCUAUUCCAGUUCCUGUGCAGAAGCCUGAAAUUCAGCCAGAAACAACGGCACCAGUGCAAAGCACGGGUGUAGCCCCAGUGCAAACACCAGUUGUGAAUGGAGAUACAGCUCCGCAAUUUCCACGAGUCGCAUCGACAGUAUCCAACGCUGGUGCGUCUAUUCGGUCGGGGUUUUCGGCAGUCAGUGAACGUCUCGUAAGGCUAACGUCCAAGAAGCAACAGAAGGAUCCUAUCCAGUCUCCACAAAACGUUCCUGAGGCAUCUAGUGCACCGGCACCAGUUGCCGUUCCAAAGGCAGCCGAGGGAUCGCAGGGAAUUGGAGCGCCAGCUGCAGUUGGUGAAAGUCAAGCGGCUAGCGAUGUUCCUUCCCCGUUAAGACGGACCAGUCUCUCAGCCGUGACGGAACGUUUAGGCAAGCUCAGGCAUCGACGUGGACAUGGCGAGUCGGUACAUUCAGCUCAAGCUGCAGUGGUCAUGCCUGUGGCACAGCCGCAAGCCGACCGAGAUUUCGAAGCUGCGCAAGAAACGUUGGAACCUCAAGCCACUCCUUCCGUCCCACUUGCCCCGGCCGCACAAGCAGCGGAGAAUGCUACAUCUGCAACUGCUGAAGCGUCCGAGGCUGUUCCGCAAGGGGCACGUUCAGGAUUGCUCACAGCUGCUUCGCUUCGUUCCAGCUUUACAAGCGUGAGCGGACGUUUAUCAAAGCUGAAGCUCAAGAAAGCGGGGACGCAAGCUUCCAAACCAGCAGAAAAGCAGAACGGAGCGCCAUCCGUACCAGCCUCUGCGCCCCAAACCGACGAACAUGUGGGACCUGUUCCUACUGGUGGAGCGCCAACACCAGUGGUUGCUCCGACGGCACCUUAUGCUCCCACACCGCAAGUUGCCCCAGCCCCGCGAGUUGCUCCGACCUCAUCUGCUGUUCCCACACCGCAAGUUGUUCCAACCCCGCAGGUGGCUCCCACCUCACAGGUUGCUCCGGCCCCAACGGUCGCUCCAACGCCGCAGACAGUUCCGAUGCCGCCGCUUAUCCCAAUACCACAAGUUGCUACUGGAACGCCCGCUACGCCCCAAGUACGUCAAGAUGAUUCCUGGAUCUCUGGACAGGGUCAAGCUAGUACAGGUGAUAAUCCUGUGUCUCCGCGGUUGGCACUUGCUGCGAUAGGCAGUCGGUUUGCGAAGUUGAAGCACAAGAUAACAGCACACGAGCCCCACCGCGCCUCUGAUGACACAACGCCACAUGUGUGAGCGGGUGCUGAGAGCGGGUGCUGAAGACGACCACGCAUGAGGUGGACGUUUUGGAAUCAUGCAGUUAAAUAGAAUGAAUUGCGGCUUGAAGUAGAUUUCCCUCGUUUACGUCAGGAAGGUGAUAGAGGUACAUCACUUUUCGGGAUGUUCCAUACAGAAGAUGUCAUCACAAUCUCUAUUAGAGAAUGACCAAAUUCUUGUAAAGCUGUUUCAGGAUUAUUGCAA
Molecule: messenger RNA, 2874 nt
Organism: Chondrus crispus (carragheen)
Lineage: Eukaryota; Rhodophyta; Florideophyceae; Gigartinales; Gigartinaceae
Exons: 2
Coding region: 1-2649 (882 amino acids)
Source: RefSeq, a predicted model, not a curated record